UUGUCCCUUCCUGGCGUCCAACCUGACCCCGGCCAUCCCGGCGGUCGGGGUCGUCCUCUUUGUCUUCGUCAUGGCGAUGCUGUUCAGGGUGACCUUCAGCGACCCCGGUGUUCUGCCCCGAGCCACGCCUGACGAGGCCGCCCACCUGGAGACGCAGAUCGACUCGUGGAGCUGCUCCGCACUUCCUCCUCGCACCAGAGACGUCGUCAUCAACGGACAAACGGUCAAACUCAAAUACUGCUUCACCUGCAGAAUCUUCAGACCGCCACGAGCGUCCCACUGCAGCCUGUGUGACAACUGUGUCGAACGUUUCGACCACCACUGUCCCUGGGUCGGGAACUGCGUUGGACGGAGGAACUAUCGCUUCUUCUACCUGUUCAUCGUCUCGCUGUCCUUCCUCACCAUCUUCAUCUUUGCCUUCGUCAUCACACACGUCAUCCUCAGAUCCAGGCGGACAGGUUUCCUGAGCGCGCUCAGAGACAGUCCGGCCAGCGUCCUGGAGGUGGUGGUGUGUUUCUUCUCCGUCUGGUCGAUUGUGGGUCUGUCGGGGUUCCACAGCUACCUGAUCAGCUCCAACCAGACCACCAACGAAGACAUUAAAAGCUCCUGGUCCACGAAGCGCAGUCAGGACAACUACAACCCCUACAGCUACGGAAACAUCCUGAGCAACUGCUGCGCCGCCCUGUGUGGGCCGCUGCCUCCCAGUUUGAUUGACAGGAGGGGUCUGAUCCAGUGUGACACGCCUCAGACAACGUCCCAGUCCAACGGGACGAGUGCCUGCAGCCACGCCUCCUCUCAGCUUCACAGUCACAUG
Paralichthys olivaceus (Japanese flounder) is the source of this 814-nucleotide messenger RNA. The record is from RefSeq and is a predicted model, not a curated record. Lineage: Eukaryota; Metazoa; Chordata; Actinopteri; Pleuronectiformes; Paralichthyidae.